AUGACCAUCCAAAACAUGCAGUUCCAGCAAGAGACUAGAGCUUCCAUACAGAGUUUGACAAAUCAGAUGGGGCAGAUGGCUACUCAGCUGAAUCAGGCACAGUCUCAAAAUUCUGACAAGUUGCCUUCACAGACUGUGCAGAAUUCGAAAAAUGUGAGUGCCAUCACAUUGAGGUCAGGCAAACAGAUUGACAUACCCACUGCAGUACCUUCACCUUCAUUUGCAUCUGUGCCAGUACCAGUUCCAUCAUCUACACCUGAGCAAAAUGAUGAACCCGUUCGUGCCCAAAAUUUUCAUGCAGGUGGUGGACCUUCUUCUUCUUCCAGCACCAGUUCUGAUUUGCAGCAGCCUCCUAUAUUGGAGACCUUCAGGAAAGUAGAGGUGAACGUACCUCUGCUUGAUGCCAUCAAGCAAAUUCCCAGAUAUGCUAAGUUUCUGAAGGAGCUGUGCACGCACAAGAGGAAAAUGAAGGGAAAUGAGAGAAUCAGCAUGGGUAGAAAUGAUGGAGCUAAACCAGGGAGACAGCCUCAGAGGAGACUUAACCCGGUGAUUUGGGAAGUUGUUAAGAAAGAGGUGACCAAGCUUCUACAGGCUGGGAUCAUCUAUCCCAUUUCAGAUAGUCAGUGGGUGAGUCCAGUCCAGGUGGUUCCCAAUAAGACAGGCCUCACUGUUGUGAAAAAUGAGAGGGAUGAGCUCAUACCCACUAGAGUCCAAAACAGUUGGAGGGUCUGCAUCGAUUACCGAAGGCUGAAUCAAGCAACCAGGAAGGAUCAUUUCCCUCUUCCCUUCAUUGAUCAGAUGCUUGAGUGUCUGGCAAGUAAAUCUCAUUACUGCUUUCUUGAUGGGUUCUCUGGUUAUUUUCAGAUUCAUAUUGCUCCUGAGGAUCAGGAAAAGACCAUAUUCACCUGCCCUUUUGGAACUUUUGCCUAUAGGAGGAUGCCUUUUGGCCUAUGCAAUGCCCCUGGGAUAUUCCAGCGGUGCAUGCUUAGUAUCUUUUCUGACUUUCUUGAAAAUUGCAUAGAGGUGUUUAUGGAUGAUUUUACUGUUAAUGGAUGCUCUUUUGAUGCAUGUUUGGAUAGUUUGGAUAGAGUUCUGAAUAGAUGCAUUGAGACUAACCUUAUUCUUAAUUUUGAGAAAUGUCAUUUCAUGGUUGAACAAGGUAUAAUUUUAGGGCAUAUUAUUUCUAGUAAGGGCAUAGAAGUAGAUCCUGCAAAAGUCUCUGUUAUUUCACAGUUACCUUACCCCUCUUGCGUGCGAGAGGUUCGAUCUUUUCUUGGCCAUGCAGGUUUCUACAGGCGCUUUGUCAAAGAAUUCAGCAAGAAGGCCCUUCCGCUAUCCAAUCUGCUACAAAAAGAUGUUGAUUUUGUUUUUGAUGACAGGUGUAAACAGGCUUUUGACUGCCUCAAGGAAGCACUCACCACCACUCCAAUCAUUCAGGCACCUGAUUGGACAGUCCCAUUCGAGCUGAUGUGUGAUGCAUCCAAUUAUGCAUUGGGAGCUGUCCUGGCACAGAGAGUUGACAAGUUCCCCAGAGUGAUAUAUUAUUCUUCCCGGACUUUGGAUGCUUCCCAAGCAAAUUACACUACCACUGAGAAAGAGCUUCUUGCCAUUGUUUUUACUCUUGAUAAAUUUAGAUCUUAUUUGCUUGGUUCUCGUGUUAUUGUCUAUACUGACCAUGCAGCUCUGAAGUACCUACUGAAAAAGGCUGAGUCAAAGCCUAGAUUGAUCAGGUGGAUGCUCUGGCUCCAGGAGUUUGACUUGGACAUCCGUGACAGGAGUGGAGCUCAGAAUUUAGUGGCAGACCAUCUCAGCAGGAUUGAGAGAGAUGAGGACAGUGCUGAUGUCUUGCCCAUCCAGGAUAACUUUCCUGAUGAAAAUUUGUUGAUUGUUUCUUCUGUUUUUGUUCCUUCCCCCACCCCUUGGUUUGCGAACAUUGUUAAUUAUUUAGUUGCUUCUAUUUUUCCUCCUUUAGCAUCUAGAGCUCAGAUUGAUAAACUCAAGAGUGAUGCUAAACAUUAUGUUUGGGAUGACCCCUAUUUGUGGAAGUUUUGCAAUGAUCAGGUAAUCAAGAGAUGCCUGCCGGACCAUGAAACCAAUGGGCAAGCUGAAAUUUCAAACAGGGAGAUCAAGAGAAUCUUAGAGAAGAUUGUCCAGCCCAACAGAAAAGAUUGGAGUAACAGGUUGGAUGAUGCUCUUUGGGCGCAUAGGACUACCUACAAAGCACCCAUAGGGAUGUCUCCUUAUCGGGUUGUCUUUGGCAAGGCAUGUCAUUUACCUGUUGAGAUUGAGCAUCGGGCCUACUGGGCUGUGAAGACCUGCAACUUCUCCAUUGAUCAGGCUGGUGAGGAAAGGAGGCUGCAACUAAAUGAGCUGGAUGAGAUCCGCCUUGAAGCGUAUGAGAACUCUAAGUUCUACAAGGAGAAAACCAAGAAGUUCCAUGACAACUUGAUAGCUAGGAAGGACUUCGUGGUUGGCCAGAAAGUUCUCUUGUACAAUUCUCGGCUCGGACUCAUGGGUGGUAAGUUACAUUCUAAGUGGAUUGGACCUUUUUUUGUUACUAAUAUUUUUCCUUAUGGUACAGUUGAGGUC
Cajanus cajan (pigeon pea) is the source of this 2589-nucleotide messenger RNA. Lineage: Eukaryota; Viridiplantae; Streptophyta; Magnoliopsida; Fabales; Fabaceae. The record is from RefSeq and is a predicted model, not a curated record.